Messenger RNA from Cephus cinctus (wheat stem sawfly), 3462 nucleotides. RefSeq lists its product as uncharacterized. The transcript has 14 exons. Gene Ontology annotation, biological process: DNA damage checkpoint signaling; DNA repair. Bases 150 to 3002 code for a protein of 950 amino acids. The record is from RefSeq and is a predicted model, not a curated record. Lineage: Eukaryota; Metazoa; Arthropoda; Insecta; Hymenoptera; Cephidae.
UCUGACAGGGCAUGACAUUUUUUUCCCGGCAAGAAUACUUUACUGAUUGUUGGUAGCAUUCUUUAAAUGCUGAUCAACAAAAAAAAAAAGGAACAACUUUAAAAGUGACAUGAGACAGAAUCAGGUGUAUUGAGGGUUGAUAUAACAACAUGUCCAAGCGAUAUGGCAAGCUAUUUGAAAGUAGUUUUGCUUCCUCAGCAAAGAAAGCAAAACUAGAAAUCACUGUAACACAACUUCAGGCACAAACAAAGACAAAAAAGUAUCAACCAAGUACUAGUAAAGCUGUACAAAAUGAUGAUCUUUGGGGAGAUGAUUUUGAGGAAGGAGAUAUUGAAGAAAUGGAUUUCAUUGCAACUCAAGCAUGUUCUCAGGUUUAUGCAUUACAAAUUAACGAUGAGCAACCAAGAAGCUUUAAGGAGCCUGAGCACUUUAAUAAGUCCCCUCUGAACAAUCACCUAAAUUCACUGCCCUCAAUCAGUUAUGAAACUGCAGAUAAACGAAUUCCAAAACAUGAUGUCUUUCAGACAAAGUCUAAUCAAAAUUCCAAUAUACGGCAAAAUGGUGGCUCACCCAUUCCAAGUUCUUAUAGGAAUGGUCAUAUGAGGUCAAGUGAUCGAGAUAUGGUGGUUCCUUCCCAAAAAAUUUCUUCUUCUGAAUUUAGAAAAGAAUUUAAUGUGCAUGAGCACACUAUGGUUUUUGAUGACUUUCGAAAAAAUUUAUUAGAUACGGACAAUCACAAUUCAACUUUUCAGUCACAGAAUACCUGCGUGCUUGUCUCUGAUGAUCUUAAUUUGAAAGAAGUGGAAAGGUUGAAGGAAGAGAAUAAGAAAUUAUUAGAUAAUUUCAUAACAAAGGAAGGUGAAACGGUCUUUCUACGUCAUCAACUUCAGCAGACCCAAACAAGAGCACAGAAUGAAAAAGUUGAGAAAUCCAAGUUCAUCGAAGAACAAGCUAGUAAAUUUAGAGCAGAGAUUAAUGCACUGCUCAAGGAAAAGGAAAACUUACAGACAAAAUUACAAUUCCAGAGUUUGGAAUUGGGGAAUCUCCUGGAGAGAUGUAAAUUACUGGAAAGUGGUUCGGUCAAGUUGACUGAACCACAUUCAGUCAAUGCCGAACGCUCCGGAAGAAAUAGAUUUAAUACAACUAUAAAUAGGACAUCAUCGGCUAUAAAGACUGCAAAAAUCUCAGAAGUAUCUGUACAAGUUAAUGUGCCUGAUAAGAAGAAUUAUAGAUUAAAAACUACAGCAUCCUAUUUCCCUCUGAGCAAAAUACCACAAAGCUUAUUCGAAUCAUCCCAACCAGAAAAGUCAGUUGUGGAGAUUCGAAUAGUCGAGAAAAUUGGAAAGAGAAAUUCACCUAUUCUACAGGAUGAAGAGACUUUUAGGAUAUUUGAAAAUCCCGAUCUGGUAAAACCAACAAUAACAAUGGUUGAUGGUAAACGCCUAACUGUUGAAUACUUUGUAUCUGAUAUAGCUGCAAUCAUGAAAAGAACAUUUGAGGAAAUAAAUACUCAAGCCACGAUACCAAUAGUGAACAAACUCAUCUCAGUUACCAGGGAAUUGCAACUGAACUUAACUUUAGUAUUGCAGACAAUAUCUCGUGAGAUGAAGAAUGACGAUAUCCGAGAUAUGAAUGAUUUGUACAUGUCACAAUUGUACGAGGGAGUAAUUGAUUACAGAAAAACAAUUUGCGACGCCGAUGUCUGGCACGAGAAGGAAAGAGGCGUCGAGGCAAGACGCGCACUAGGUGCGAUGUCUUAUGUUGCUUCAGCAUCAUUUUAUCUAGCGGAAUACAUUGCCGGAAAAGUAUCCAUGCGUUUGAUAAAUGAUACCUCAAAUGCAAGUUACAAUGAACAAAUGCGUAGCUAUAAUGCUUGGGAAAAGAAAGGUUGUGAUUUUGAAUUCCUGGAGAUGAUCCGAGAGUGCAUCAGUGUAAUGGGUCUUGUGAGAAGAUCGCAUCAGUUCAGUGGUCUUCUGUGUGCUGCAGCAAAAGUCUUAAACACUGUUCACAAAAGGAUAGGAUUUUGUUCCAAAGGGAUGAAUUACGUGGCUGAGAUAUUGAAAGAAAUAGUAUUUUCGCGACCAUUGCCGUGUUGUUACAUACCAAUGACAAAAUUACUUAUUACAUUUGGAAGAUCAAAGGAAUUUAUAAAGAAACUAUGUAAAAGCUCUGCAAACACAGCACUAACCGUUUGGAAAGAUGUUCCUCAUUUUACUUCUGAUGCCUGCACUCUGGAGAUUUACGUGGCCCAAUUGGAACACUGUCGACUGGAUCCUGUUGCCACCAUAAGCAUUGCUUACAAAUUGGUUCCAUUUUCACAUUACGCAUUAUCCAGCCAGAUAAUUUCAUGGACAGUCGAAGCACCACAUUCCUGUAAUUGUUGCAUGAAACUUUUACGCUUGACGGUGACACUAUUGUGUGAAUCUUCAAGAAUUACAGUACCGGAAACGAUUGAUGAGACCAAUAGCAAAUCAGAUUCCGAUGACGGACAAUAUAAUGAGAAUUUAGUACACAAUAAAGAAGGGCAAGGCCAGAGAGAGGACGAGGAUAACAUGACGGAACAUAAUAGAAGAAUGAAAAAGUGGGACUGGACCAAAUUGGAUGAUAGUUUUAGAAGAAGAAUUCGAAUGAAACAAAUGGACUCUUUAAGAAAAGGAAUUCAAUUUCUGUGUUACUUGGCUACGUGUGACCCUGACUUCAUCAUUAGGCAGUCCGAUGUUGAGAAUUCAUUUCACUUGUUUAUGCAUCGAGUCACUUCAUUCGAGGGUUUGAUACUUCAUGAAAGUGAAAAAGACGCCCUGAAUGUGAUACGAUCGAAUUUUGUUUUCGACCGAGCCACAUUGUUGCAGGGACAAACUCAAAGAUCUAGAAGACCUUUUGAUAUUAAUACAGAAUUCGAAAAGACCACAGUACUUUCAUCCAACAGUACAAAUCGUUGGUCUCAAAGCAAAGUAUCAUCACAAACGUCAACUACACUGUACAAAACAAUUUUUGGUAUUUGAAAUUCUUAUCGAGAUGUAAAAAUGGUUGUUCCAGGUUAUAGGGUGCAAGUUUAAUGUUAAUCACAGUUUAAUUCUUUAAACAAACUGCACUUGAAUCAUUAAAUUGGAAAAUUCAUUCCAAUCCCCAUUUAGAUAAUUGAUUUUUAAUAUAUCACCGAUACAUAGAUUACCAGUGUAACUGAUCUUUUUCAAAAGUGAAUACUGCCAUAUCAGUCCACGAUUAUUAUUAAGCUUUAAUGAACUUCUAUUUCAUAGUCACUUAUGCCUCUCUUGUUUGUUGUUAAUACUGUGUUAUAAUAUUAUUUAACAAUUGUCUGUACACUGUUGAAUGGUAAACGAAAAUACAAAAAUGUGAAUGUUCCAAGGUUUUUAACAAAGUACACGUUCUAAGGUAUACAAUUACGAUUCUGAACACAUAUUAUGUACAAAAAAAUUGUGAAAUAUAGACAAGAUUAGAAUA